AUGAAAAUAGUUCUAAUAGCCCUGUUCAUUGGCUUAGCAUUCUCUUAAAAUUAAGCAUUAAAUGAAAUUUAAGAAAAUCCAAUUCCUACAUUAGUUUAUGAAACUAAAAAAGAAGAAUCUCAAUAAAUUGAAUAACAUUAACAAUUAUAAGGCUAUAUUGAUAUUGACGGUCAUUUUGUAUCAAAUUAAGCUGAUAACACCUAAAAUUUUAAAUCUGAGCCACUUGUCUAAAAUAAUUAAGAUCAAAAUUCUAAUAGCUAACUCAAUGUUAGUGAUGAUUCCAACAAUUUGUAAGUCUCUACAUAAGAAGGGGCUUAAUAAUUAGUUUCAACAGAUGCAGAAAUUGAUCCAAUGUUGGAUAUGGAAAAUUCUCUCCCUUAUGAAUUCCCUGAAGAUACAUAAGUUUAGGAAGAAUCAAAAGAUUAAGAUAAUGAUAAUCAUUAUUUAUCAGCUAGUUUAGAAUUGCCUAUUCGAAAUGAAAACUAAGUUUAUGAUUCAUUAGGAAAUCAAAUUGAUUCUUAUGAUGGUAUGAGAACUUACUUAUACAGCAGAAUAGGAUGGCAAUUAAGCAAAUAUAAGCAUUGUAUUGUGAUUUAUUCAAAAUGUGAUUUCUAAGGAGAAAGCUUACCAAUUUGUGAAUCUUUGAAGGAAGUUGAGGAUUUUUAAUAUGAUAUCAAAUCCAUCUAUUUACCUGAAGGAUACUAAGUGACAAUAUAUUCUGAAGAGAAUUACUAAGGAUAAGAAGUUACAUACUAAGAGAGUCAAAAAUGUUUAACACAAGCAAUAUCGCUUGCUUAACUAAGAGGUAGAUAAACCAAAUAAAUUCAAAAUCAAGAUCCAAAUCAAAGUAUUUUAACGUCAAAUCUUAGAAUUAGAUAAUGA
Messenger RNA from Paramecium tetraurelia, 882 nucleotides. RefSeq lists its product as uncharacterized. NCBI's taxonomy places the organism in Eukaryota, Ciliophora, Oligohymenophorea, Peniculida, Parameciidae. The transcript has 5 exons. The record is from RefSeq and is a predicted model, not a curated record.